Molecule: messenger RNA, 2751 nt
Organism: Vitis riparia (riverbank grape)
Lineage: Eukaryota; Viridiplantae; Streptophyta; Magnoliopsida; Vitales; Vitaceae
Product: probable methionine--tRNA ligase
Exons: 17
Coding region: 122-2545 (807 amino acids)
Biological process (GO): methionyl-tRNA aminoacylation
Cellular component (GO): cytosol; aminoacyl-tRNA synthetase multienzyme complex
Molecular function (GO): ATP binding; tRNA binding; methionine-tRNA ligase activity
Source: RefSeq, a predicted model, not a curated record
UGGCAUGACUCUUCGUUCGUGAGUCCUCUGCGACUCUUUCUAAACUGAAGAAAACCAUACCAAUCAGGGAAAAAAGCCAAAGCCGCCGUUUUCACGGUAUCACAAACCCUAAUACCUAACAAUGACGGAUCCCUCAAACGACGCCGUACAUGGUCGGACGGCGCCAAAACUUCCGAUCCAAGGGAAGCGCAACAUCCUCAUUACCAGCGCGUUGCCUUACGUCAACAACGUCCCUCAUCUCGGCAACAUCAUCGGCUGUGUAUUGAGUGCAGAUGUCUUUGCUCGAUAUUGUCGUCUUCGUGGUUAUAAUGCAAUAUACAUAUGUGGAACUGAUGAGUAUGGGACAGCAACAGAAACCAAAGCCAUGGAGGAGAAAUGCACCCCUCAGCAGAUCUGUGACAAAUAUCAUGCAAUUCAUAAGGAAGUUUAUAAAUGGUUCAAUAUAAGUUUUGAUGAAUUUGGGCGUACAUCAAGCCCACAGCAGACCGAAGUUUGCCAAGCAAUUUUCAAGAAAUUGAUGGAGAACAAUUGGCUUUCUGAAAACGUUAUGCAGCAGCUUUAUUGUGAUAAAUGCCAAAAGUUCUUAGCUGACCGGCUUGUGGAAGGCAUUUGCCCUACUCAAGAUUGUAAUUAUGAUUCUGCACGAGGAGAUCAGUGUGAAAAGUGUGGAAAGCUUUUGAAUCCAAUUGAACUAAAAGAUCCUAGAUGCAAGUUCUGUCAUUCAACUCCACACAUCCGUGAUACAAACCACUUGUUUCUUGAGCUCCCUUUGCUGAAGGACAAACUGGAAGAAUAUAUCAAUUACAUGUCUGUGGCUGGAUCUUGGAGCCAGAAUGCUAUUCAAGCUACACAUGCUUGGCUUAAAGAAGGACUGAAACCACGAUGUAUUACAAGAGAUCUAAAAUGGGGGGUUCCUGUUCCACAUGAGAAAUUCAAGGAUAAGGUUUUCUAUGUCUGGUUUGAUGCGCCGAUUGGAUAUGUCUCAAUUACUUCAUGCUAUACACCUGAUUGGGAGAAGUGGUGGAAGAAUCCUGAAAAUGUUGAGCUGUAUCAGUUUAUGGGCAAGGAUAAUGUGCCAUUCCAUACUGUGAUGUUUCCGUCCACACUACUUGGAACUAGUGAAAACUGGACUUUGAUGAAGACUAUCAGUGUCACUGAAUACUUGAACUAUGAAGCAGGGAAAUUCUCAAAGAGUAAGGGAGUGGGUGUUUUUGGAAAUGAUGCAAAAGAUACAAAUAUUCCAGUAGAAGUGUGGAGAUAUUACUUGCUAACUAAUAGGCCAGAGGUAUCUGACACGCUAUUUACAUGGGUGGACUUGCAAGCAAAACUCAACAGUGAAUUGCUGAAUAAUUUAGGCAAUUUUAUAAACCGAGUCUUGAGCUUCAUUGCUAAACCUGCAGGUCUAGGAUAUGGUUCUGUUAUUCCUGAUGCUCCGGGUGCAGAAUUGCAUCAAUUAACAAAAACAUUAGCGGAAAAAGUUGGUAGAUUCGUGGAACAAUAUGUGGAAGCCAUGGAGAAGGUUAAACUAAAGCAAGGACUUAAAACUGCAAUGAGCAUUUCUAGCGAGGGAAAUGCAUAUCUGCAAGAGAGUCAAUUCUGGAAGCUUUACAAGGAAGACCAGCCUUCUUGUUCAAUUGUUGUGAAAACCUCAGUGGGUCUUGUGCAUCUUCUUGCAUGUCUGUUAGAACCUUUUAUGCCUUCCUUCUCUCUUGAGGUACUCAAGCAGCUUAAUAUGCCUCCUGAAACAUCAUUUUUGCUCUGUGAUGAAAAAGGAGACAUUGAAAGGGCAAAGAGACCUUGGGAGAUUGUACCUGCUGGCCACAGAAUUGGGACUCCAGAGCCAUUGUUCAAGGAAUUGAAAGAUGAAGAUGUCGAGUUCUUCAGGGAGAAGUUUGCCGGGAGUCAAGCUGAUAGGAUUGUGAAGGCAGAAGCUGAAGCAAAGAAAAUUGCCGAGCAACUGAAAAAAACAAAAGUUUCAGAUGGGAAUGGAAAGAAACAACGACCAACAAAAUCUGCCGAAGCUAAACCUAAGGCUGCAGCAGAGGCAGAAAUUUCUAUUAGUAGACUUGAUAUCCGUGUUGGUCUUAUAACGAAAGUUCAGAAGCAUCCUGAUGCUGAUUCCCUAUAUGUUGAAGAGAUUGAUGUGGGUGAAGGGUCGACUCGGACUGUGGUUAGUGGCCUUGUCAAGUUUAUACCACUUGAAGAGAUGCAGAACCGCAAGGUAUGUGUUCUUUGCAACCUGAAGCCAGCCACAAUGCGGGGUAUUAAAUCUCAAGCAAUGGUCCUUGCUGCUUCCAACAGUGACCAUACCAAGGUUGAAUUGGUUGAACCACCCCAAUCUGCCGCUGUUGGAGAACGAGUGACAUUUCCUGGGUUUGAGGGUGAACCUGAUGAUGUUCUCAACCCUAAGAAGAAGGUCUGGGAGACACUGCAAGUGGAUCUUCGCACUGACUCGGAACUGGUGGCUCUCUACAAAGAUGUGCCCUUCACUACAACAGCCGGUAUUUGCAAAGUUCCCUCAAUUUGUGAUGGAUCAAUACGGUAGAUUUACUAGCCUAAUGGUGAACAGAUCCAAGAUUUUGACUCAUUUUUUUUAUCGUUGGGCAAAGUGUUAUCUAUUUAAAGUGGAAAAAACAAGCAUUUUUCACGACAUGAAAGGUGUAAAAUGAUCGUUAAUUGCACAAUAAAUGCUGAAUGUAUUGUUGGAUAGAUGAAAAAUUAAAUUAUUGCUGCUUGUGCUUGUUGCUUCCA